Messenger RNA from Gadus macrocephalus (Pacific cod), 2821 nucleotides. RefSeq names its product acyl-CoA dehydrogenase family member 11-like. NCBI's taxonomy places the organism in Eukaryota, Metazoa, Chordata, Actinopteri, Gadiformes, Gadidae. The transcript has 15 exons. The coding region runs from base 31 to 1944 and encodes 637 amino acids. Gene Ontology annotation, molecular function: oxidoreductase activity, acting on the CH-CH group of donors. The record is from RefSeq and is a predicted model, not a curated record.
AAGGAAAACAACAGAGACGCUGUGACCAACAUGUCCGCCGGGUCGAUGCGUCUGAACCACAGCACGAGUGCAGCCUGGCUGAGGCUCCUCCUCCGGGGUCAGCCCACCUGUAGACCCGCCCUGCAGGUCAGAGGGGUCAGCGCCGUCCAGCCAGGGACCUCUGCCCCCGCCGAGGCCGCCGCCCGGGACCCCCACGCCCCCCCGCUGUUCUCCAGAUCCAGGACCGGUCUGUUCUUCCAGGCCCAGCCUCAGCUGAAGAACCCCUUUCUAGAAGACCCUCUGCUAGGGAGGUAUCUCAGGAGACACCUGCCCCCCCAGCAGGCCGUGUUCUCAGACCUGCAGGCGUUUGGGGAGAGGAUCUCAGGUGAGGUGGACGCCUGGGGGCGAGAGUGUGAGGUCAACCCCCCCAGGCUCGUCCCCUUUGACCCUUGGGGUAGAAGGGUGGACCACAUCGUGACCUCGCCCGCCUGGCAGCGCAUGAAAGAGCUGUCUGCCAGGGAGGGGCUGGUCGCCAUCGGCUACGAGAGGUCGUGUGGUGAAUGGAGUCGCGUCCACCAGGUGAGUAAGCUGUUCCUCUACUCCCCGUCGUCCGGUCUGUUCACCUGUCCUCUGGCCAUGACCGACGGAGCGGCCAAGGUCAUCCAGUCUCUCGGGGUGCCGCCGGCCGUUGACUCCGCCUACAGGAGGUUGACCUCUCGCGACCCCGAGCGGUUCUGGACGUCUGGCCAGUGGAUGACCGAGCGGAGGGGCGGAUCGGACGUGGCCGCUGGCACGGAGACGCUGGCCGAGCCCCAGCCGGACGGGUCCUACCGGCUCCACGGCUUCAAGUGGUUCACCUCCGCCACGGACGCCGACAUGACCCUCACCCUGGGCCGGGUGGUGGGCCGCGAUGGAUCCGCCCCCCCGGGCAGCCGGGGUCUGUCCCUGUUCUAUGCUGAGGUCCGCCGGGACCCCCAGGGCCGGCUGGAGGGCAUCGAGGUCCAGCGGCUGAAGGACAAACUGGGGACCCGCCAGAUGCCCACCGCGGAGCUGCUGCUGGACGGCCUGCCAGCUCACCGGUUGGCGGAAGAGGGCCGAGGCAUAGCUUCCAUCGCUAACAUGCUAACGGUCACCCGGAUCCACAACAGUGUGGCCGCCGCCGCCGCCAUGAGACGGGUGGUGCAGCUGGCCAGGGACUACGCCACCCGCCGCUCCGCCUUUGGCCGCCGGCUCCAGGACCACCCGCUCCACCUGCAGACCCUGGCCAGGAUGGAGGUGGAGGCGCGGGCGGCGUUCCUCCUGGUGAUGGAGGUGAGUCGCCUGCUGGGCCGGGAGGAGACGGGCGUGGCCUCUCCGCUGGACCGCCACCUCCUCCGCCUGCUCACCCCCGUCCUCAAGCUCUACUCCGCCAAGCAGGCGGUCGCUGUGGUGUCCGAGGGUCUGGAGAGCUUCGGGGGGCAGGGCUACAUGGAGGACACCGGGCUACCAGGACUGCUGCGGGACGCCCAGGUGCUGAGCAUCUGGGAGGGGACGACCAACGUGCUGUCUCUGGACGUGCUGCGCUGUGUGGCUCGCAGCUCCGGGCUGGUCCUGCAGGCCUACUUCACACAGACACAGGCCCUGCUGGGGCCCGCCUCCAGGCUCCCCCCCCUGGCUCCGGCUGUCGGGGCACUAGAGGGCGCUCUCUCGGCCCUGGGGGUCUUUGUGGAGGAGGCGGCCGCUAGACCCCCCAGCUACCUGGAGCUGGCGGCCCGGGACCUGGCCUACAGCCUGGCCCGCAUCUACAUGGGUGCGCUGCUGGUCGACCACGCCUCCUGGGAGGGGGCGUCGCCAUCAGACACAUACGCUGCCCUCAGGUGGUGUGAGCAGGACUUGUGCCCAGUGGGGGCGAGGGAGAGGGGGGGCCACUACGACGCCAGCACCCCCACCUGCGACGCAGCGCUGGUGUACGACAAGAUGGACUGACGGAGGAGACUGACGGAGCAGACUGACGGAGCAGACUGACGGAGCAGACUGACGGAGGAGACUGACGGAGGAGACUGACGGAGGAGACUGACUGACGGAGGAGACUGGCGGAGGAGACUGACUGACGGAGCAGACUGACGGAGGAGACUGACUGACUGAGGAGACUGGCGGAGGAGACUGACUGACGGAGCAGACUGACAGAGGAGACUGACGGAGGAGCCUGACUGACGGAGGAGACUGACGGAGGAGACUGAUGGAGCAGACCCACUAAACCUUUAAGACAGGAUGGACUGAAAGAGGGGAUGGACUACACCUGGACUGACGGAGGAGACCCACUAAACCUGCAAGACAAGCUGGACUGAUGGAGGAGGAAGACUGACGGAGCAGACUGACUGACGGAGCAGUCCCACUGAACCCCCCCCCUCACCACGGCCUUGCUCUUCGUUUCACUCAGAGCUUUAAUCUCAGGAGCACGGCAGCCAUGAUGAGGAAAUACAAAUCCCUAUUGUAGGCCUUAUCGUGUGUGUGUGUGUGUGUGUGUGUGUGUGUGUGUGUGUGUGUGUGUGUGUGUGUGUGUGUGUGUGUGUGUGUGUGUGUGUGUGUGUGUGUGUGUGUGUGUGUGUGUGUGUGUGUGUGUGUGUGUGUGUGUGUGUGUGUUUAACAUGGAGAGCUUCAGGGUCAUAACCAGUAAUUCGCAACACCCUGUCGUUUCCGGGCCAACGGCGCUGCCCCCUGCUGGGCAAAACGAGUAAUGAAUGUGAACUGUAGAAAUGUUGUAGGUAUUAAUCAUGUUUUUAAAUGAAACGAAAUAGUUCGGAUUAUUAUACUCUUCCAAAACAAUGUUUUGUUACUUGUGAAUAAAAUAGAAAAAGCAUUA